Messenger RNA from Eremothecium gossypii ATCC 10895, 324 nucleotides. It is a transcript of the gene YKE2, whose product is annotated as tubulin-binding prefolding complex subunit YKE2. Gene Ontology annotation, molecular function: protein-folding chaperone binding. Gene Ontology annotation, cellular component: cytoplasm; prefoldin complex. Bases 1 to 324 code for a protein of 107 amino acids. The record is from RefSeq and is marked provisional. Gene Ontology annotation, biological process: chaperone-mediated protein complex assembly; protein folding. NCBI's taxonomy places the organism in Eukaryota, Fungi, Ascomycota, Saccharomycetes, Saccharomycetales, Saccharomycetaceae. The transcript has a single exon.
AUGUCGGCAGAACAGGUUGCGACCAAGUACACGCAGUUGCAGGGCGAAUUGGAGGAGCUGGUGGUGACCAGACAGAAGCUGGAGACGCAGCUGCAGGAGAACAAGAUCGUGAACGAGGAACUGCAGGCGCUGCAGCCCGAAACGCAGGUGUACAAGCUCACGGGGGGUGUGCUGCUGCCUGUGGAGCAGGAGGAGGCGGAGGGCAACGUGUCGAAGCGGCUGGAGUUCAUUGAGGGCGAGAUCCGGCGGUGCGAGCAGAACAUCAAGCAGAAGCAGGAGGAGAUGGAGGGCGCAAGGGCGGCGCUGGUGAAGCUGCGCGGAUGA